ACGUGCUUUUGUUUUGAAUCAACAUUGUGCAUGAAAGUAUUUCAAGACAAGUCAUAUGAUAUUGGCACAUGUUGUGGAAAAUAAAUGUUGUAAUCAGAGGUAGCCCUAGGCUACGGAAAAUGACAUAUUUCACGUGUAGCUCAAAUGGUAUAGAAUUACAGAAUUCAGUUCCUAUCCAUCUUCUCUUUUGAAUGUGGUUAGUGUGAGAUGCAGCCAUGGAAGACAUCUUCUAGAAUUUGUUUUAAAAUCUAUGAUCGUGUGAUCUUUAACUGCGAGCAUGGCCGAGAAAUCUGACGGACUCACAAAUAUCGCUGAGCAGAUCCGGAGGUUGGAGAAAGAGAAGGAGGCACUGGAAAAACGACAGAAGGAGAAGGAGGAGGCAGACAGGGCUAACGAGGAGAAGCGACUUCUUCAGCAGAAACUGUCGGUUCUACAGCAGGAAGUGACAUCACUGAAAGGAAGUAAUACAAUAAACAUCUCACCAUCCACAUCAGCCAUUAGUCCUGGUGGUCGUCAGCGGCGAUCGUACGGUUUUGAUGUACGAGAUUCUGAUGUUCUGGGCAUGCUCGGAGAUAACAAAACAGUCCAAAAUUUACAGAACCAGUUCCUUGGCUCGCCAAAUCUCGCUCGUGGAAAUUAUGCAUAUUCAGAAGAGGAGACUUCGGAAGAAGAUGCUGAAGACGUUAUGAGUACCAGACACAAACAGAUGCUACAACAAAACCGAGACAUCCUCGUCGAGAACAUGAUCCCUGAUGACAUAUUCAACGACCUGAUCGCCAGUAAGAUAUUAACGACGGCGGAUGUGGGACGUAUCAAGGAGAAGAAUACGCGAGAGUCGAUGAACGAAGAACUCCUAAACAACAUCGUACGCAGGUCGGACAGAGCCUUCCACGUGUUUGUGCGGUCGUUACGCAAAACACUGCAGGAUUAUCUAGCCAAUCGGAUUGAUCCGUCGUCACGGUCAAGCAAGAAAAAACGGAAAAGACAUACUGGUGAACUAAACGUGAAUGUGGACUGUGAAGAGGUGACUCCUCUAAACAAGAAGAGAGGGGUGUGCACGUGCCAGGAAGUGGAAGAACAGAUUCUUAUCAUGGCCAAGAAUGCGUACCGGAACAUUCGCCGGCGAGACGGCACACCAGCCGCGUUUGAACAGUUCCGCAAAGAACUGGGCCAGACGAACGCCAUCAUUAAAGACUCCAUGGAGAUAAUGCACACGCUGAAGAUCUUGUGUCGCCAUGGCGAAGUGACAGAUGUGUCGUAUGGGAGCGUGAAGUUCACGAUGAUAUGUCCGUCUGUGUUUGUGGUGAAGGACCUGUGGCAGUUGUAUGUGUCCGGGAAGUUGUUGGAGAUUUUCCAAGACGGGCUCGUUACGAAGACGUUGCGCAAGGUGUGCAAGGCGAGGGACAUCAGGUUGCGGGUUAGAAUUCUUGAACGGGAGUAUCUGCAGUGUCUGAGGGAAUUAGAAAUGAAAGACAAGACCAUAAGUGCUAGUCCGGUGUCUAAACGAGUCCGUCCAAGUCAUUCCAGAGUUCUACGAAGCACCAGAAAAAGAAAUGUUUGUGAAAAUAUUUCAAACCAAUCCUGCAAACUACCACAUCCUUCUGGAGAAACCAGGAGGGCCUUUAAAGAAAUUCACACAAAUACACCCAUAAUGCCAAAGAGUGCUGGAGUAAAGAAACUGUGUAUUGUACAAGAACUAGAGAAGCAGUCGAGAUGUCCUCUUUCACCGUGUAACAAAAUACGACUGCGGUCACAAGAUCUACUUAGAUAAUGUGUACUCAUCGUUAGAUUAUUAGUCCCCUACUGAUUCAAUCAGAGGGGACUGUAGGUUUCAUCUCCAUCUAUCUGUAUGUCCAUCCGUCUAUUCCACAUUUAGUUUUCUGAAUGUUUUUUCACAUUGCUUUGAGUUAUUGAGCUGAAACUUUGUGUACAUUUAUUUUUGAUGUGCUUUUACAGAUCACCUUUGAGUUUCAUGACGACUUACCCAUUUUUGACAGAGUUAUGGCCCUUGUACAUCUAUGACAAUUUGUUUCUUAAUGUUUUUUGUUUGGGGGUGGGGGGGGGGGGCAAUACCUCAAGAUAUAGAGCUAAAAUUUAGUGUAUAGCUUUAUUAUGUUCUGUUAAUGAUCAAGUGGCUUUCAUGGCCAUUUACCCCUUUUUUUUCACACAGUUAUAGCAUUAUGGCCCUUGAACUUAGGAAACACGACUGUGUUGGGCCAGGUAUGGGACAUAUAUUGCUUUAGCAGUACUCUCAGAAUGUUUGUUUAACACAGAUUGGUCUGGUAUUUCGUCAAAUGAUAAAAAGAUAAAAAGACCACUCGUUCCACAAAAAAUUGUUCCAGUAUGUCCAAUUUCACCAUAUUACAAUGUACGACUGCUGUCCCAAGAUCUGCUUAGAUAAUGUGUCCUCAUCUUUAGUUUCUUUAGCUCGGAUUUUUCUUAUUUAUCAAAUGAUAAAAAAGAACACUCUUUCUACAAAAGUUGUUUCCAGUGACCAUGAUACAAUAUCAAGAUGAGUCAAAGUAAAAUAAAUAAUAAUGUAUUAAUCGAGGCGUGAAAUAGACCAGGAACAAGUUAUGGGUUUUUUAUGUCUCUCCUUUAUAUAGUAAAAAGGCAAGAUAUCUAGGUAUGAUUUUUCCCCGACGGCGAUGGCAUUAACUAAUGCGUUAAAGUUUAAGUUUCGUAUUUAUAAAUACAUGUACACGGUCAAUGAAACCUUUUUCUUUCUUUUUUGUGUUUUUUUAAACUCACUUCCCCAUUUCCUUUCUCUCCUUUGAAUUCCAUUUCAUUUCUUCCCGAUCUGGUAUCUCCUAUCUUUUAACUUCUUUCAGUGUCCAUCUCAAUGAAACUUGGUGUAUAAAUGUACAAUGUACAUGUAGUUGGACCUAUGGAUGUUCAUUGCAUUGCUAGUGAUAUUCAAUGUUGGGCUAGUAAACAACUACUAUUGCCAUGGCCGACG
Messenger RNA from Gigantopelta aegis, 2959 nucleotides. RefSeq lists its product as uncharacterized. The transcript has 8 exons. Gene Ontology annotation, biological process: regulation of apoptotic process. The record is from RefSeq and is a predicted model, not a curated record. NCBI's taxonomy places the organism in Eukaryota, Metazoa, Mollusca, Gastropoda, Neomphalida, Peltospiridae. The coding region runs from base 278 to 1771 and encodes 497 amino acids.